This is a messenger RNA of Cokeromyces recurvatus, 2115 nucleotides long. RefSeq lists its product as uncharacterized. The record is from RefSeq and is a predicted model, not a curated record. Gene Ontology annotation, cellular component: cytosol; nucleus; mitochondrial outer membrane. Gene Ontology annotation, molecular function: protein binding. Bases 66 to 2048 code for a protein of 660 amino acids. The transcript has 3 exons. Lineage: Eukaryota; Fungi; Mucoromycota; Mucoromycetes; Mucorales; Mucoraceae.
AAAAAAACUGAUAAAUAUAUACUUUUAUCUAUUUUCUUCUUCUUCUUCUUCCAAGUACAGUAAUUAUGGAUACAAAAUUAGUUAAAAGUCUAUCGUUUAAUAAAAAAGUAGACAAGUCUAAUGCAAAGAAUAUCUUUACAAGGUUAGGCAGUCCUUUUAGUACAAGAUCAACACCUGUCACACCAGUAGAAGAAUCACCUCAACAACAUGAACAUAAUGAUUAUUUACCACCAGAUUCAUCAACAAAAACAGCUUCUUCUGAGGAGAAACAAUUAUUAAAUGAUCUUAAACAUAUUCGUACUGCAUUGGACUAUUUCUUAAAUUCAAAUAUCAAUGAAGCAGAAACUAUUUUGAAACCACAUUAUAAAGAAUCCAUGUAUUAUUCAUUAGGAUAUUCAUUCAUUUUAUAUCUCAAAUGUGUCAUGACUUUCCAACAAGAUGAUAUUGAUACUGCAUUAGAUGUAUUAAAACAUACAAUCCAACUUGCUAACAAUCAACGUAAAAAGGAAGGCGGUUGGUUAAAUAGUGUUACAAGUUGGGUAAAAGGGACUACUUUAGAAGAUAUCAAAAAUAUGAACAUUGUAGAAAGACAUGCUGAAUUGGUCUAUGCAGAAGCUUAUCUUUUAAAAGCUUUACUUAGUAUUCUUCGUGAUGAAAGUGUCAUGUCGUUUCUUCGAGAAAGUUUAAAUAUUCGUAGUAGCUAUAGCACCUAUAUUGCACUUCAAAGAUAUGUGGAAUAUACUAAAAAUAAUAAUAGUACAGUCGUAUUAGAUAGCGACUUUACUUCGGGGGUUGCCUUAGGUAUUGGUUGCUUCAGUAUCAUCCUUUCAAUGCUACCUACUUCCGUUGUCAAAGUAGCGGAGUUUAUCGGGUUUACUUCUAACCGGGUAGAGGGACUUCAGAUCCUUGAAUCUGUUGGUGGAUGGGGGGCUGCUGAUGACGAUGAUACUACUAUGGAUAAUAAAGGUUUACGUCGUCAGUUAUGUGAUAUGGUACUUAUGGCCUAUCAUAUCCUUUUAUCCAAAUUAAUUCCUCUUUCUGAUGUCGAUAUUCCAUUCGCAGAAAGAAUUUUAAAAAACAGUUUAAAACUUUAUCCCCAUGGUGUCUUCUUCUUAUACUUUAAUGGUCGUCUGAUGGUCGGCAAAAGAAAGUUAGAUGAAGCUGAAGAACAAUAUCAAUUAGCGAUUGAUACACAAAAGGAAUGGAAACAGUUACAACACAUGUGCUUUUGGGAAUUAGGUCUUAUUUAUCUUAUGAAACAUGAAUGGCAGAAGGCUUAUGAUCUCUAUAGUAUCCUUCAAAGAGACUCUAAUUGGUCUAAAGCCGUCUACAGUUAUCUAAGGGCUAUCUCAUUGUAUAUGAUGGCUAAUGAAAUAAAUGAUAAAGUAAAAAAGACAAGUUGUCUGGAACAAGUGACUAAAUACAUGAAUCAAGUCACUGGUGAGAAACAAAAGAUUGCUGGUAAAUCCAUUCCAAUAGAGAAAUUUGUUGCUAGGAAAGCAAGAAAAUUUACAAGUCAAAAUAAUUAUCUCUUAUUACCUGACCUUGAGAUAUUAAACGCGUUUGCAGCCUUUGAUUUUAUUCCAAUGGAUAUUCUACAAAGGAAUAGAAAAAGGAUUAUGAAUGAACUCGAUCAUUUAACAAAUAACCAAGAUAAAAUCAUGAAUUAUUAUGAUGAUCUUUGUUUAGCUCAGUAUUUACAUGCUAUAACUUGUCGACAACUCUAUGAACUAAAAGAGAGUGAUAUGAAUACAAUCCAUACACUUCAUGAAUCCUCUCUUCAAUCUGUAUUUGAUCAUGCAGAUAAAAUAACACUUGAUCAUUAUAUUUAUUAUUUCAGUCGUUAUGAACAUGCUUGUAUGUUUAUGUUGGAUAAAGAUUAUACUAAAGCUGAAUCUGAAAUCCAAGUGAUACUAAAGGCAAAUGAUCGUGGACAAUACAGCGUUGGCUCUGGCCCUCAUGCGAAGAAUAAAUACAGUCUUGCAAGUGCUCUAGUUCUCAAAUGCCAUAAUCUAAUGACUAAAAUUAAAUAUGAGUCUAAAAAUUAAUUUAUUUAUUAUGAUAGGUUAGUCAUCUUUAUUAUAUACCAAGCAUUUACUUUUUUUUAAAAAAAAA